GUUCGGCAAGCGGUGGCAAGCUGGAAAGAUAAGGCCAGAUAACGCCAGAUAACGCUAGAUAACACCAACCAAUCCAUAUAAUCGGACAUAAUCCCGAGUGCCGAUCGAGAAUUCUUGACGGGCGUGCGUGUGUGCGAGAGUGCGAGAGUGUGUGUGUGUCAGUCAAGUGUGUGUGCGUAUUACAAGCAUAUGUAUUAAUCAUUUAAGCAGUGACUUUAAUGCUGUAAUUUCGCCUGAUUGAUGGCUGGACAUGACUCUGGGUCGCGUUUUCCGCGAUGCCCGAAUCUGAAAUCCAGCGAGCUCCUCAGUCCGUCUGAACAUGCUUGAAUUGCCGCAUUUAGUAUCGAAGAAGUGUAUUAGCAGAAUGCUGCAUUGCCGUAGUCGGGCAAUUUAUUGCCGUGCCCGCAACUGAGAAUCUGAAUCGCUGAAAAGAGGAAACAACCAUCCACCCAUCCAUUCAUUCAUCCACACUCAUCGCACCCAUUUGGCUUCCUAAUCAUCCUUGUUCCAAUGACAAAUGCAAUGCGGGCGAUUGCUGCAAUCGCAGCAGGAGUGGGUUCAGUGGCCGCCACGGUCGCAACCAGCACCACCAGUUCCAUCAGCGGCGGCACCACCACCACCAUCAACCCCAGUGGCAGCACCACCAUCGGCGGGAAUGGCACAUCCAGUGGAAGCAGCGGAUUCUCUACAAAUUCCACGCUGCUGGACGCCGAUCAUCUGCCGCUGCAGCUCACGACCGCCAAGGUGGACCUGGACAUUGAAAUCGACAUCCAACUGCUGACAAAUGGCUAUGAUGGCACAACGUUGACAUCGUUCUACAAUGAGAGCAGCUGGACAAAUGCGUCUGAAAUGGAUACAAUAGUUGGUGAGGAACCGGAGCCGCUGUCACUUGUGUCAAUUGUAGUUGUUGGCAUCUUCCUAUCGGUGCUGAUAUUCCUCUCGGUGGCCGGCAACAUCCUGGUGUGCCUGGCCAUCUACACGGAGCGCAGUCUGCGCCGGAUCGGCAAUCUGUUCCUGGCCUCGUUGGCGAUUGCGGAUCUCUUCGUGGCCUCGCUGGUGAUGACCUUCGCCGGUGUCAACGAUUUGCUGGGAUAUUGGAUCUUUGGAGCGCAAUUUUGUGAUACUUGGGUGGCCUUUGAUGUCAUGUGCUCGACGGCGUCAAUUCUGAACCUGUGCGCCAUCUCGAUGGACCGCUACAUUCACAUCAAGGAUCCGCUCAGAUACGGCCGCUGGGUGACACGACGCGUGGCUGUCAUUACCAUCGCCGCCAUUUGGCUGCUCGCCGCGUUUGUCUCCUUUGUGCCCAUCUCGCUGGGCAUCCAUCGGCCCGACCAGCCGCUGAUUUUCGAGGACAAUGGCAAAAAGUAUCCAACAUGCGCCCUGGACCUCACGCCCACCUACGCCGUCGUGUCCAGCUGUAUCAGUUUCUACUUUCCCUGCGUGGUCAUGAUUGGCAUCUACUGUCGGCUAUACUGCUAUGCCCAGAAGCACGUGAAGUCCAUCAAGGCGGUAACUCGACCAGGUGAGGUGGCCGAGAAGCAGCGGUACAAGAGCAUCCGGCGCCCAAAGAACCAGCCCAAGAAGUUCAAGGUGCGCAACCUGCACACCCACAGUUCGCCAUAUCACGUAUCCGACCACAAGGCGGCCGUCACGGUGGGCGUGAUCAUGGGCGUGUUCCUCAUCUGCUGGGUGCCCUUCUUCUGCGUGAAUAUCACGGCCGCCUUCUGCAAGACCUGCAUCGGUGGACAGACCUUCAAGAUCCUCACCUGGCUGGGCUACUCGAACUCGGCCUUCAAUCCGAUCAUCUACUCGAUCUUCAACAAGGAGUUCCGCGACGCCUUCAAGCGCAUCCUGACCAUGCGCAAUCCGUGGUGCUGUGCCCAGGAUGUGGGCAACAUUCAUCCGCGGAACAGCGAUCGCUUCAUCACGGACUAUGCCGCCAAGAAUGUGGUGGUGAUGAACUCGGGCCGCUCCAGCGCCGAACUGGAGCAGGUGUCUGCGAUUUGACCAAAAGGCUGUCUGAAUCUCACCGGCGGCGCAGCCACCUGGCUGCCCUGCGGAUGCGGCGGUCUGCGCGUGGACGACGAUGACGAUGGAGCGCUGACCACGCGGUAUGUUCCAUGAGAUUCGGUCACGGCGGCCACCGCCACCAUUGUGGAGACCGUGGAGGCCGCGCAGAUGGAGACGGAGCUGCUCUAGGCCGGCAAAUGGGUUCCUAAAACCAACUCGAUGUCUCACAGUUUAAACCGUAAGCAAUCCCAGCCCUCUACCCCACUGAUCCAGUGGAUAUGGAAACCUGUAAGUAUUAUCAGCGCGUCCCCGAGACUAAGCAAUCAACUAUGCGUAUACUUAAUCGCACUAGUAUCUAGCCGUAAGUCCCACUAACCAAAAGGAAUACAAAUCAGAAAAACAAAAUCGAAACCCAACCCGAAACGUGAUUAGGUCUAAGAUCUUCAACCCGGCACCUAAGAGAGCUUCUAGUUAAGUUUCUGUUUGGAUAUUCAUGGCGGUUUGCCUCCCAUGCAAAUGCGAUUAUUAUGGAGUGACACAUGUCACUUGCCACAUUUCCUACUCACUCACCCAUCCAAACAAACAAACAAACACACACGCACACAACACCAAACCACACCGAUGCAGAUACAUGGGGAAACAAAAACAUGGGAAAGAAAACGCUGCAUACAUCGCGGCGCCCUCAUAUUCGAAUUUCGAACAGCUCUACAUUUGAUUUAUUGAUGAGAAUUUAUGGCCAUUGAACGAACAGGGCUGCCAGCUGCACUCGUAAAUCAUGCAAAAUGAUUAUUGUUGUUAUUAUUAUUACGGGAACAGAGCGAAAGCUGUAAAAUUCCCGACCCUUGGCCUCAAUGAAUGUUAUGUUUAGUUCGAGUGCCACGAUGAUAGCGCGUUUUUACGACCCAACUUUGCAGACUGAUUUGAAUUUAUGCGUUGAAAUCUGUUCCACAAUGUUAAUUAAGCCAACUGUGAUUGACACCGGCACACAAACACAUUAAGAGACGUUAACCCGAGAAGCCUUUUUGGGUACCGCAACCUGAUCCUCCGAUUACCUGAUGAUUUAAUGAGUAGCACCUGCGAAAAUACAGCUAUCAGCCAGCGGAAUAAUUAGGA
Drosophila santomea is the source of this 3123-nucleotide messenger RNA. RefSeq names its product dopamine receptor 1 (gene Dop1R1). The transcript is spliced from 6 exons. Gene Ontology annotation, molecular function: G protein-coupled receptor activity. Gene Ontology annotation, biological process: adenylate cyclase-activating adrenergic receptor signaling pathway. The record is from RefSeq and is a predicted model, not a curated record. Gene Ontology annotation, cellular component: membrane. Bases 511 to 2007 code for a protein of 498 amino acids. Lineage: Eukaryota; Metazoa; Arthropoda; Insecta; Diptera; Drosophilidae.